This is a messenger RNA of Closterium sp. Naga37s-1, 2706 nucleotides long. Lineage: Eukaryota; Viridiplantae; Streptophyta; Zygnematophyceae; Desmidiales; Closteriaceae. The record is from the annotation of a GenBank genome assembly.
AUGCAGCGGUGGCUGGCGACAAAGCCCAAGGGGUUUAUCGAUCCGUCGAAGCAGUACGACACGUCGUUAGAGGAUCAGCUCUUAGCGGAGAUAGAAGAAAAGGAGCAGCAGAGGGAUCAGGAGGUCUCAACGGGAGGAGGGAACAAGCCGGGAGGGAGCGGGGGGGUGAAGGCGGGAGAGAGGAAGGGAGAGGAUCAAGGGGAGAAGAGGGGACGGAACAGUCAAGGAGUGUUAGACGCGCCUGCAAAAGGGAAAAAGGCCAACACAGACUCGGACCUUCCAUCGUCAGCCAUCAAGGUUCGUGUCUCCGGGCUGCCCAAGAAGAAAAAGAUCGCCAGGGACUUACGGGCAGCAUGGAGCGGGCAGCCCGGGCUGCUGAAAAUAAUUCCCAUGGAGUCGGGAUCCUCUAGCACGCGCGACCCGGUGUGCACUGGGAGUGCUGUGGUGGCUUUUGCGAAUAUUUCAGCGGCUCAGAGCACGCGCGACCCGGUGUGCACUGGGAGUGCCGUGGUGGGCUUUAACGAUAUGGCAGCGGCCCAAAGCACGCAGGUCCCGGUGUGCACUAAGAGUGCUGUGGUGGGCUUUAAGGAUAUGGCAGCCGCUCAAAGCGCCCUCGACCCGGUGUGCACUGGAAGUGCCGUGUUGGCUUUUAUGGAUAUGGCAGCGGCUCAGAGGUAUGCAAGUGGGUGCAGUGCGGUGCAAGACGGCUUCUCCUCUAGCACAUGCGACCCGGUGUGCACUGGGGUCGCCGUGGUGGGAUUCUUUUAUUCGGCAGAUGCUGACAGGUUCAUUUUUAGUUCAUUCAGGAACGAUUCAGCCCCCAUCCGCUUUGGUGAGAAGGAGAAGGCUGUUUCCUGCAAGCCUUUUGAGGCGCCUCAAAAGUCGAUUCAGCCCCCAUCCGCUUUGGUGAGAGGGAGAAGGCCGGUCGCCGAUUCAGCCCCCAUCCGAUUCAGGCUGUUUCCUGCCGCUGCCGCUGCCGUCGUUUCAGGAAGGCUGUUUCCUGCAAGCCGGUCGCCGUCGUUGCUGCUGACUCUCACUCCCCUCUUUCUCCCCUCUUCCUCCCCUCCUCUCUUUCUCGCCCCCCCUCCCCCACUCCCUCCUCUCCUCCCCCAUCAGGUUCAUGCAGCAGUACAAUCGCUCUGCCCCCAUCCAGUUUGGCUGCAGCAGUACAAUCGCUCUGCCCCCAUCUGCUUUGGUCAGAAGGAGAAAGCCGUUUCGUGCAAACUGAUCGCCACAUCUGCUGCUGACUCUCUCUUCCCGUUCAUGCAGCAGUACAAUUGCUCUGCCCCCAUCCUUUUCGGUCAGAACGAGAAGGCCGUUUCAUGCAAGCUCAUUGUUGGCGCUGCUGCUGAAUCGCUCUCCCCUCCCCUCCCCUCUUCCCCUCCUCCUCUCCCCCUCUCCCCUCCUCCCCCCCUCCUCUUCCCCCCCCCAUCAGGUUCAUGCAGCAGUACAAUCGCUCUGCCCCCAUCCGGGGAGGAUGAGACAAUGAGGAGGGGAGAGACAAUGAGGAAAGAGGAGGUUCGGGAAGAGGAGGAUCGGGAAGAGGAGGAUCGGGAAGAGGAGGAUCGGGAAGAGGAGGUUCGGGAAGAGGAGGAUCGGAAAGAGGAGGAUCGGGAAGAGACGCCUGCUGGAAAGAAGGGAGACACGCCUCCCAGAAGCUAUGAAGUGCAAGGGACUAAGGGGGAUAAUCAGGAGGAGGAUCAGGAAGAACUGGUUGAAGGGAAUAAGGGCGGUAAGAUGACUAGUAGGGAGAAUGGACUGCAGGGGAAAGCGGUUGUUGCAGGAAAAGGGAGUUUGCAGGAGAGGAAUUUGCAGGAGAAGAAAGAAGCAUGGUUGCAGAGGUUAAGGGAGGAUAAGGAGCUAAGGGCGCGGGUGGAGGAGAUUAAGAGGAAGGUUCUAAGAGAUAUGGCGGCAGGAGGGAGGGAAGGGGAGGUGGGGGGUGGAGGGGGGAUUGGAGGGAGUGGAAGGCUGAGGGUUAAGGAAAAGGGUGUGACUGUGUCGAGAUUGGGGGUAAGGGAGAGGGGAGGGGGACAGGGGAGGGUUAUGGAGGGGGAAGGGGUGAAGGGGAAAUUGAGAGGAGAGGAGGGAGGAGGGAGGAUGAAAGAGGAGGAGCAGGAGUGGGAGGAAGAGGAGGAAGAGGAGGGAGAAUGGGAGGAGGGUGAGGAGGGUGAGGAGUGGGAAGAGGAGGAGGAGGAGGAGGAGGAAGAAGAGGAAGAGGAGGAUGAAGGGGAAGUGAUAAUGGGCGAAGUGGAGGUGACUGUAGAGAGUAUUACAGUUGAGAGCGUUACUGCUGGAAGUGAUUAUAUUGGAAGUGAUUCUGUUGAAGGAGAAUCGGCUAUCAGUCCUGCUACACUUGCUGCUUCAGCAACAGCAGCAGCAACAACAGCAACAGAGAAGGCACAUGCUACCUCUCCAUCCGUUUCUCUUCCCCCCCAGCAACCCAAAGGGGUAAAGCAGCAAGGAGGGGAGGGGGGGCAAAGGAAGGGAGAGGGCAGAGGAGAGGAGGAGGAGGAGCAGCAGAGGGCGGCUGAGGCGCGCAUUGAGGCUCUUGAAGCGAAGCUGCUUAAAAUGAGUCAGGCGGGAGGGGGAAGUGAAGGGGGAGGGAGUGAGGGAGGAGGGAAAAGAGGAAAGGGGAGGAGGACCAAGGAGGGAGGGGGAAAGCGCAGAGCUACCGUUAUCUACCGCAAAGUAUUCAGUGAGCCAUAG